This is a messenger RNA of Clunio marinus, 428 nucleotides long. Lineage: Eukaryota; Metazoa; Arthropoda; Insecta; Diptera; Chironomidae. The record is from the annotation of a GenBank genome assembly.
AUGAUUUUUAUUCUAACGAUGAAGAUGUUCGCACAUGUUCUGUUCAGUUUGAAGUUGUUUUAUUUAUUCCUUCUCUCAAUAUCAUCAAUUCUAUUGGUAAUCGGAACUAAUGCGAGAACAUGUUUAGAAUUGCGUGUUUUUCUAAUUAUGAUUUCAAUCGGAUUUUUAAAUGUUGUUAUUUGGACGCCUAUAAAUUAUUUCAUGGAACAUAAUCCGAGAAUACUAGAAACUGGAUGUGUUAAAACUGUAAUAUAUUGCUACACAUUCAUCUGCAUUUAUUCUUUAAGUGAAAAGUUUAAAAAUGAAAAUCGUUCUUGUACCUAAUAAUGGAAUGGAAUUAAAGGAAAGAAAAGUUUAAAAAUUGAACCUAAAGAAAUUUCUUUGAAAUAUUAAAAUAUAAUUUUAUUCAUUCAAUAAUUUAUCGGAGC